AUGUUGGCAACACUGGUGCGUAAAUAAAAAUAAUAAACGGGGCGAGUUCUAUUUCUGUUUUUUGAGCUGGAAAAAGUGCCCAAUUACCCGGAUAGAGCAUGGGUACAGUUAUUCUCGAGACGUAUGAUGAUCUCCAGGUGAAGCUGAAUGAGGCACGAUCGCGUUUGAAGGGCCUAAAUGACAAUAUAAGGCGUGUUGUGGGCAGAGAUGUUGUAAACUUUCCACCGAGGCUGGACAGGAAGCGGCCUUAUGAAUCGGAUUUUGGGGCAAAGGACAAUGUUGUGGUCAAGAGGCGCUUCAAUAAUGACACAAAGUCUGUGUUUAGUCGGCUGUCGGGGCCACCACAUCGCGAUGAGGAGCAAGAGAUGAAGCCCAAGGUGUUUUCCAGGGUGAUAAAGGAACUGCCAACGCGGGAGGAGAUUGUAGCAGCUCAGGGCCUGGAUGAACAGUCCAAGGCACGCAACAGACGCAUCUUUGCCGUGAGUCUGCUGGGGACACUGCAAAAAUUCUGCCAGGAGGAGUCCAGGCUGAAGCCAAAAGAGGAGAAAAAGGCACAGAUUGAGAAGCGACUGGAGGAUCAGGCACGUCGGGAGAAAAUCAACAUGGAGAAGGAACGGAAGAGUCUGUUCAAUGAUCGGAAGCAGCAGCAGCUGCAGAUCAGGCUCCUGGAGCAGAAGAUGAGCAAGAUGCAGGAGGAGAAGGAAUGGGAAGAAUCCCAGCGGCCACUGGUGAAUUUCAUCAAGACAAAAACCAAGCCACAUCUUUUCUACAAACCCAAAAUCAUCUGCAAGAAGACAGAGAGGAAGCUGGCUGACAGCAGGGCAGAGAUUGAGAAGUCCAUCGAGACGAAGAGGCAGAGCGUCAAAGAGGAAAUCGCCGAAAUGGAGAAACGCUACAGGUCAGAAGUGGCUCAGCAUUCGGAUCAGAUGCCGUCCAGGGCGUCAGAGAUGGCUGAUCGGGACAUGGACACCGACGGUGAACAUCACAGCUCCAACGGACACAGCGAUGACGAGACUGAGGGCGUGCAAGUGGCCAGGAUCCGGGGACGUUUCGGUGAGGACAAUCAUCCCCUAAAAACUGUCUUCAAGAAAGAAGACUCCAAGGACAACUUGAAGAUGAUCAUUUCCGUGGUGAAUGAUCAAGCUGUGACCAACUGAGAUCACUUCAGCAUUUUUUUCUCUCCCGGAUUAUUAAAAAAAAACAAAAAAACAUCCCUAGAGCACAUUGAAAUGAAAUAAAAAUUUAGCCCUUUUGGUAA
Phlebotomus papatasi is the source of this 1258-nucleotide messenger RNA. It is a transcript of the gene Pnn, whose product is annotated as pinin. Bases 99 to 1157 code for a protein of 352 amino acids. The record is from RefSeq and is a predicted model, not a curated record. The transcript has 3 exons. Lineage: Eukaryota; Metazoa; Arthropoda; Insecta; Diptera; Psychodidae. Gene Ontology annotation, cellular component: catalytic step 2 spliceosome.